AUGAAUAUCAAUGAUGACCCAAAUUCUCACCAUCUAAUUUCUAGCAAAGAAUCAUCCAGCAACUUUAAAAAUCUAUUGAAAUUUAUAUUAGAGUGCCUUUUAGAGCUCUUUGAGCCUGAAUUUUCAACUAAAUCUCAAACUAAGUGCCAGAUAAUAAUUGAAGUUAUUACAAACUUAAUAUCAAUGAUUCAAUUAGUAUCAAUUUGUUGAUAUCCUGAUAUGCCAAUCAGCGAAUGAAAUUCAUAUUCAUGGCUUUGGAAUUCCUUAUGAAUUUUUAAUUAUGACAAUUUAUGUGAAGGAUUUAGCAUAUUUAUUUACUGUUAUAUCAUUGAAUUUUCCUUACUCCCCCCCCCCCCUCCGUGAGCGAACAAAACCAUUAGAAAAAUCGCCAUUUUUUUGACCAAAAACCCACCCUCCGUGAGUGAACAAAAAUUUUUUAAUAGAAAAAAUUUUAAUGGAAAAAAAUUUGGAUAUAUAAGUGAUAAUUAGUAUAAUGAAAUCUAGAGCUAAUUCUGUUUAAAUUUUAAACAAAUUGCGUUUUAAAACAUAAAUUUUGCAAAUUAAAUUAAUAUUUGCUUCCCAAUUUUUGCAAAUUAGGAUUUUUUUAAAUUUCGAAAAAAAUAUUUUUUAUAAAAUUUAUAUAUAAAUUUUUUUUAAAAAAAAAAAUUAACCCCCCUCCGUGAGCGAACAAAAUUUUUUUGUUCGCUCACGGAGGGGGGGGGGAGUUAGUUAUUUAUGCUUUUUUUACUGUGAUUUUAUGCAUUUUUCUUAAAUACAAAAAAUUUUUUAUGGAAAAAAAUUUUGAUAUAUAAAUGAUAAUUAGUAUAAUGAAAUCUAGAGCUAAUUCUGUUUAAUUUUGAACAAACUGCUUUUUAAAAACAUAAAUUUUAUAAAUUAAAUUAAUAUUUGCUUUCAAAUUUUUUGUGAAUUAGAAAAAAAAAUUUUUUAUAAAAUUUAUAUAUAAAUUUUUUAAAAAAAAAAAAAUUAACCCCCCUCCGCGAGUGAACAAAAUUUUUUUGUUCACUCACGGAGAUAUAAAUAAAAUGGCAUUCGGUUCGAGAGAAAUUAGCUCUGCUAAUUUUCUCUCCCUCAUGGAAUUUUAUUUAUAGGGUUAGGUUUUCACUCGAAGACUUCUGGACAGCAAUAGCGGUUUAACUCUGGAGAUAACCAGAGGAACCACUCCUCAGUCCACUCAAGAUUUCGGGCUUUUACCUCUCAGCACAUCCCCACGGGAGGAUGACCCUUAGGCGGAACACGCGCAGGAGCUGAGUCGAGCGACAAGGGCGACGCAACGCGCCGGGUGAGACGUGCAGCAAGGCCGGUGAAGCAGGAGUUGAUAGAAGGCUUGGACGGGGUUGACCCGUGCCAAGAUGGCUCGCCUACGUCAUCAGUUUUGCCAUAGGCCCUUUUGGGCUGCGGCACUAGACACCUUAAACACCAGAUAAUUAAGUAAGUAAGUUCACUCACGGAGGGGGGGAGUAAAUAUUUUUGGCUAUAAACUGCCAUUAAUUUUUAUUCAUACUGUCAAACAACUAUUAUUUUAUUUUACAUCAUUGCUAUUUAUUCCAUUUUUGAUUAUUUUACUUCUAGUUUUCAAAUAUUCAGCCUUUAAAAAUACACAAGUACAGGAGUAUUAUGAUAAUGAUUUGUCUAAAUUUGAUUAUGGAAUUUUUGGGUCAGUCUUAAGCCCAUUCAUUUUUUCCGUUUUUAUUGCAAUGGUCUUUACCAAUGAACUCCUAACUGCGGAUCUAAGACAUUCAAUCUCGGAUAAAAAUAUAAGAGCAAGAUCUAACUCUUUAUGAGACUUAAUAUGAAUAUCAUUUUGUAUCGUGCAAAGCCUUCUGUAUGUUUUUAUGGAUCAAAGCUAUUUAAUUUAUUAUUUAAUUAUACUCUCAGUUAUGGGCUUAUAUUUAUUUUGAUGUGGAAUAAGAUUUCUGCAUUAUUAUAACUCAAUAGAAAUGUCUAUUAAAAUGUGUAAAGUUGGUUCAGUUUGCAUAAUCCAAUUAUUUUUUAUACUUGGCUAUGCAAUUGAUGAUGCUGAAACUCUUACAAUCCUUACUCCCCUUGUGAGCGAACAAAAUCAUUAGAAAAAUACCUAUUUUUUGCCCAAAAACCCACUCCGUGAGCGAACAAAAAUUUUUUAUAAAAAAUUUUUGAUAUAUAAAUUAUCACGGUAUGAUAAAAUCUAUAGCUAAUUCUUGUUUAAUUUUAAACAAAUUGAGUCAUAAAACAUAAAUUUACAAAUUAGAUUAAUAUUUGCUUUCCAAUUUUUCCGAAGUGGAAUGUUUUUAAGUUUCGAAAAAAAAAAAAAUUCUAUAAAAUUUAAAUAAAUUUUUUUAAAAUAAAAAAUUAAACCCCCUCAGCAAGCGAACAAGAUUUUUUUGUUCGCUCACGAGGGGCGAAAUAGUAUUUUUGUAACACCUUGAUUUUCUGCAUAUAUCAUUUAUUUUAUUCACAAAAAGAAUUCAGGCCUCAAAAAUAGAGCAUGCAAUAAAUUAAAUCAAUUUACACUCGAGCAUACAUUAAGACAUUUUUUAAUCAACAAGAGCUAUGACAAUAAAGAGGAAAUAGUUAGAAUAUUUUGCAAAUAUUCUAAUAAGAAAUGCUUUAUUAGUGAUUAUCUUUUAGUAAUAUGAGAAGUUAACUUCAUCAGUUAUACAAUCAAAGAUGAAAGAUUAGCAAGAGUAAAAUUAGCCAAAAUCACAAGUUUCCCAUCUAGCUUUGAAGGAAUCAUCCAGAAGCAAAGAGUUCUUAAAAAUUUUCAAGACAAAAAAUCUCAACAAUUACCAGAAAUUGACUAUUUAGAAUAUUUAACUGGACUUGACAAAGCAAAAAGACUUGAUGAGGAAUUAUGCAUUAUUUUGAUGGAUUUAUGAGCUGAAAUUGCUGGGAAAAAUUCAAAAAUUAUAAAGAUACGUAAUUUUUCUGAUAGAGUUGCUGAUCUCUCUGAUAAAUUAAAAUCACUAUAUAGUAGUCUUGCAAAUAAGAACAAAUAUCCUGAAGUAUUUGAUUUAUACGGGAUGCUUUUAAUAAAUAUUCUUGGGGAACCUUAUGAAGGAAAUAUCAUGAUUCAAAGGAAAUAUGGCAUUAAAAAAAUUAGAUCGAUUUUAAGGGAUCAUAGCAAGUCGGUGGAUUAUGGUGAAAAUGUUGGUUUUAUAUUGAUAUCAACCCAUGCUGACUCUUUUGGAGCUGUUGCUUAUAUGAAUGAAAAAGCUGCAGCGAUAUUGAAAGUUUCAUCUGUUGAGAUAAUAGAUCAGACUUUAAUGUUUUUGUCCCAAAACCCUUUUCAUUAA
This is a messenger RNA of Blepharisma stoltei, 3293 nucleotides long. The record is from the annotation of a GenBank genome assembly. Lineage: Eukaryota; Ciliophora; Heterotrichea; Heterotrichida; Blepharismidae.